CAGCAAGCACGUUACGCCACUUCCGGUUUUGCUGUUUACACUCGUAGCAUUCUUCAAGCAUGAGGGCUCUUACAAAUAAAAAUGAUAAUCGAAUUUGCUGUGUACCUCAAUGUACAGUUCAGGCCUAUAAAUGUCCAACGUUGUCCUUCCAUGACAUUCCAAAGGAUGAGCAAAUGAAGAAGCUUUGGCUUGUAAAAAUUCGAAGAGACGAAGGACCACUCUUUCGGAUAGGAAAGUGGACAAAGGUUUGUAGCAGGCACUUUGUGCCAGAAGAUUUUCGCCCUUUAUCCUUAAAAGGAAAGCGAAGGAGACUAAAGCCAGAUGCUGUACCAAGCUUGUUUACAUGGAACAACUUUCAGCGUGGGAAAGAGAGAAAGCAGCCGGCAGUUCGCCAUCCCCUGUCACUAGCAAAUGUCAACACCAAUCAGAGCAAAAAUGGGGAUGCAAAGCCCACAACAGAGCCUGCAACGGCAGAGACAGAGCCUGCAACAGCAGCGGCAGAGUUGUAACAGCAGACAACCCUUCUGUUGAAGAGCAGCUCUCCUUGGCAAAAGAAGAGAAUAAAGUUCUUCAAGAGAGGAUAUGACAAUUAGAAGAUCAUUGGUUAGAACGUUUUUCACAAGAUGAUGGAAAAAUAGAGUUUUAUACCGGAUUUCCAAAUUAUGACACAUUAAAAAUAUUUUAUUAAUUCAGUGAGCCAUGUGCAAAAUUAAUGGACCAGUCAUAUGGCAAAUCAUGUGAUAAACUUUAUAUGAGGCGUGCAAGGGAAACAUGCAGCCAUGAGAUGAGCAUGAGUCCGAGAUGAGGUUUUGACCAUGUGUUAGAACAGAAUAUGUCUUGAAUUUAACAACAUUGUCAAUUGUGGUAGACUCGUGGAUCGAGGACGUGUUGUGAUACAGCUCAAUAAAAAAUCAGCCCUACGUGGCUUAGUCGAUCGGUUUCUUUGUAAAUGUUCGUUUUCUAUAUUUUAGGAAUUAUCACGAACUUGUGUCCCCCGUUUAUUUUUUACUCAUCGCUUAGCCGGUGUCUUCGUAGUGUUCCAUCUGCUAUUCUUUUUUCUAGGAUUGUAUUCGUGGUGUUAUAUAGUAUUUUAGCUUGCUAAUUAAUAUAGCGCACACAGACUGAUUUUUAAUUCAUAUGAACGACUCGUGUAAUGUGCUAUUGACGUUUAGCGAUGCUGAAUGGCCAAUCAUGUACAGAAGUCCAUGACUGAAUCAAGCAAAGUGAUUCAGUCGUUUUGACUACUUAGGUUUCAUUCUUUAUUUCCGCACUACACAGUAAGCACAGUUACAAGAUGUAAUAAAAUACUUAAGUUUAUGAACAUGUACUGUAUAGUUUAAUAUGCACACAAACCUUUCCAGAUGAUGACAAAAUGUCACAUGAUUUGGGUUUUUAAAAGAAUGGUUGUAAAUAAGCAAAAAGUAGACAUGGAGAGAAAAGCACGAAGCAGGAUUUUAAACUGGACAUCAUUACCAACUAAUUCAAAGUAGUAUGUUUGCAAUAACAAAAGUUGACGCAUUUAUAUUUGAAGGCAUUAUAAUCAACCACUUUGAAUGCAAAAUAAAAGUCCUAAAAUAAUAAUAAAAUUUAUUUUUGCUACUA
This is a messenger RNA of Pomacea canaliculata, 1602 nucleotides long. Its product is annotated as THAP domain-containing protein 1-like. Lineage: Eukaryota; Metazoa; Mollusca; Gastropoda; Architaenioglossa; Ampullariidae. The transcript has 3 exons. Bases 60 to 509 code for a protein of 149 amino acids. Gene Ontology annotation, molecular function: sequence-specific DNA binding. The record is from RefSeq and is a predicted model, not a curated record.